CCUGAUUUGUCUUUGUCUCAGUCGCGAGUUCUCAGUUAAUCGACUAAGUUGAGUUUGCCCAAUGUCGAGUAUUUAGUACCUUAUUACUCCAUUUAACGUAAUCCCGUCUUAGGAAUCUUCAAAUACUUUCUUCCUCGAAAGCUUGCUGUCUGUCGCUUCGUCUUUGCUAGUAUUCACUUCCGCCGGCAGCAACAUCUCCUAGUUGCUUUGCUCCCCCACCGUUACAAAGAGGCAGACGCUUGCUCCGUUACAUGCACUGUGAAACACCAGUGCUUGUCCCCAGCUCGUCGCAUUCUCAGCCUCAUUGGCAAUAGGCGAUAUCGCUCUCUACCGAGCCACGUUUCUUAGCUAGAUCUCUCCGCCUUGAAUAGAUUUCAAUUCUUCCUGACCUUCCUUUUUCUUCUUCUCUCGCUCCACCAUCAACUUCCCAACCAACCACCAAGAUGGCGUUGCCAAAACGUAUUGUGAAGGAGACAGAACGUCUCAUGACCGAACCGGUCCCCGGUAUCAGCGCGGUUCCCCACGAGGACAACUUGAGAUAUUUCGAUGUCGAGAUCCACGGCCCCUCAGGAUCGCCGUAUGAGGGUGGUGUUUUCAAGCUCGAGUUGUUCCUGACAGACGACUACCCGAUGGUCCCGCCCAAGAUCCGCUUCCUAACCAAGAUCUACCACCCCAACGUCGACAAGCUAGGCCGAAUCUGCCUAGACGUACUCAAGAACAACUGGUCUCCGGCACUGCAGAUCCGAACUAUCCUCCUGUCCAUCCAGGCCCUCCUCGGCGCCCCGAACCCGGAAGAUCCCCUAGCCGCGGACGUCGCCAAGAGCUGGAAGGAGGAUGAGAACAAGGCCAUCGCGACCGCCAAGGAGUGGACGAAGAACUACGCCACACCCCCGCCGAAAUAGAAGAGUAGGCUGGCUAGCGCUCGUGCCGCGAUAAAGAGAGCGGUUUAUCGAAGCCUGCGACGAGAUUCCCAGGGACGAAAGUACGAGGACGCGUGGGCCGAAUUAUUGAAGUCCGAACUCGCGUGAGCGAUCCUGCGAGUUUUGAGACGAGAUGGGACGAGCCUCCUCGUGUUAGGAGCCGAGGACUCCGUCCCUCUUGAUUUUUUUACUAGCAUUGGACUGCAUCGGCGUUAUGUGUAUUGAUCGAUGACGAACGACAGUUAGGGAAUAUGAUGGUAGGAUGGCAGUUAGCAUGCGAAAUAGAUCUUCGGCAACUCAAUCCUAUUGAUUUGUGGCACUUAGUUUGGCCAUUCUUGCAAA
This is a messenger RNA of Annulohypoxylon truncatum, 1262 nucleotides long. RefSeq names its product ubiquitin-conjugating enzyme E2 35. The transcript has 4 exons. The coding region runs from base 444 to 902 and encodes 152 amino acids. Lineage: Eukaryota; Fungi; Ascomycota; Sordariomycetes; Xylariales; Hypoxylaceae. The record is from RefSeq and is a predicted model, not a curated record.